AUGUCGAUAACGCCAAUAUUAAGUUCUACCAUUUCAGUUGAUAGUGAUAAUGGUGGUAAUACUAAUCUGAAUGGUUUGCAGACUGAAUAUAUUGUACCCACUUCAACUUUAGUUGUGGCCACUGAGGCAUCUAAAACCAGCCCAACAACGUCGCCAACUACUUCCCCAACUACCAGUCCAACCACUAGCCCGACAACUAGUCCUACUACAAGUCCAACUACUAGCCCGACAACUAGUCCUACUACAAGUCCAACUACUAGCCCGACAACUAGCCCAACUACAAGUCCAACUACUAGCCCGACAACUAGCCCUACUACAAGCCCAACUACUAGCCCAACAACUAGCCCUACUACAAGCCCAACGACUAGCCCAACAACUAGCCCUACUACAAGCCCAACAACUAGCCCUACUACAAGCCCAACCACUAGCCCAACAACUAGCCCUACUACAAGCCCAACCACUAGCCCAACAACUAGCCCUACUACAAGCCCAACCACUAGCCCAACAACUAGCCCUACUACAAGCCCAACUACUAGCCCAACAACUAGCCCUACUACAAGCCCAACCACUAGUCCAACAACUAGCCCUACUACAAGCCCAACCACUAGCCCUACCACAAGCCCAACCACUAGCCCUACAACAAGCCCGACGACCAGUCCUACAACUAGUCCAACCACCAGUCCUACUACCAGUCCGACCACCAGUCCCACAACCAGCCCUACCACCAGUCCGACAACUAGUCCUACUACCAGUCCAACGACCAGUCCUACUACCAGCCCGACCACAAGUCCCACUACUAGCCCUACCACCAGUCCGACCACAAGUCCUACUACCAGUCCAACGACAAGUCCCACUACUAGUCCUACCACCAGCCCGACUACCAGCCCGACCACAAGUCCUACAACCAGUCCCACCACUAGUCCUACUACCAGUCCUACUACUAGCCCAACCACUAGUCCUACUACUAGCCCAACAACCAGUCCUACCACUAGCCCUACCACUAGUCCUACUACUAACCCGAUAACGAGGCCCACAACGACUCCAACAACAACACCAAUUCCUAUCAGUGAGUAA
Messenger RNA from Patella vulgata (common limpet), 1074 nucleotides. Its product is annotated as mucin-2-like. The record is from RefSeq and is a predicted model, not a curated record. The transcript is spliced from 2 exons. The coding region runs from base 1 to 1074 and encodes 357 amino acids. NCBI's taxonomy places the organism in Eukaryota, Metazoa, Mollusca, Gastropoda, Patellidae.